Chelmon rostratus (copperband butterflyfish) is the source of this 1932-nucleotide messenger RNA. Its product is annotated as 5'-3' exonuclease PLD4. The record is from RefSeq and is a predicted model, not a curated record. NCBI's taxonomy places the organism in Eukaryota, Metazoa, Chordata, Actinopteri, Chaetodontiformes, Chaetodontidae. Gene Ontology annotation, molecular function: catalytic activity. The coding region runs from base 109 to 1560 and encodes 483 amino acids. The transcript has 11 exons.
GUACCGAGCUAUAUUCAAUAGCAGAGAUAUCACUUCAGCUCUGUGUCGAGUGAACUCUGGAGGGGAAGAAGCGAAGUUGUUGUGCGAGAAGCACUUGAAAGGAGAAAAAUGACCUCUUUGUAUAGAAGCCUUCAUGACAGUUAUGUUCCCAACAAAACGAGGUCGACCAGCUGUGCAACAUUAGCUGUGGUUUUGGGCUGUCUGACGGUCCUGGGGAUAGUGCUUGCCAUCGCAGUGCUGGAAAGACCGGCGCCCCCCAAGGAUCAUAAGACGCUUCCAGGUGAAGCCGGCGGGAGCAAUGUCUCCACGGACCAGUGCAGUAUGGUCCUGGUGGAGAGCAUCCCUCAGCAUGUGACAUAUACAGCCAAUGCAACGUUUGGGAUCCCUCUGGAAAAAGCCUGGAAAGACCUCAUUUCCAUGGCAACAGACCAAGUGGAUGUGGCUUCUUUCUACUGGACUUUAACCGGGGAAGACAUCAACGUGAACUCUUCCUCUGACAUACCUGGAAGGGAGAUCCUGAAGGAACUUGAAGAGUUGCCCUCCAGGAAUGUAUCUGUCCGAGUGGUGACCAGUGUUCCCAGCGUUCGAACAAACUCCACAGAUUUAAAGAUCUUAAAACAGAAAGGAGUUCAGGUGAGGAAGGUGAACUUUGGCCGCUUGACCAGGGGCGUCCUCCACAGCAAGUUCUGGAUCGUUGACAGAAAACAUGUGUUUGUUGGAAGCGCCAACAUGGACUGGAGGGCUCUCACACAGGUCAAGGAACUGGGAGUUGCCAUCUACAACUGCUCCAGCCUAGCAAAGGACCUGCAUAAGAUUUUCCAGUCCUACUGGGUGAUGGGACAGUCCAACAGCUCCCUGCCACAGCCCUGGCCUGCAAAGUAUGACACUUCCAUCAACAAAGAUUACCCCCUGCUGGUGAAAAGUGGUAAUGUCUCCAGCAGGAUUUACCUCACAGGUUCUCCACCAUCAUUCUGCCCUCCAUCAAGGACUCAGGACCUUGAGGCUAUUCUCUCCAUCAUCUCAGAAGCCCAACACUAUGUUGAUGUAGCUGUCAUGGAGUACUUCCCCACCACACGCUUUGAAAAGCCACAGAGAUACUGGCCCUUGAUUGAUGAUGCCAUCAGGACGGCUGCAUUCGAGAGGAAGGUGAAGGUCCGGAUGCUGAUCAGCUGCGGGCAGGACUCUGAUCCGGCCAUGUUGCCCUUUCUUCAGUCUCUAGCCUCAAUGGACAGCCCUCACCAGGGUAUCAGCGUCCAAAUAAAAGUGUACAUCGUGCCUGUGGGAAACCAGUCUGAUAUUCCAUUCUCCAGAAUCAACCACAAUAAAUACAUGGUGACUGAUAAAGUAGCCUACAUUGGUACCUCCAACUGGUCAGGGGACUACUUUCUGACCACAGCUGGAGUGGGUCUGGUGAUUUCCCAACAUGCUCCCCACUCCGUAUGGAAGACUGAGGCCCUGCAGAGCCAGCUCAGGGCAGUCUUUGACAGAGACUGGCACUCUGAGUUUGCUGUGCACCUCGCAGACCUGGGCCACCACCCAAACUGUGCUCUAUUAAGAUGACAGAAACUCCUUUGGAAAAAGUUAUACAUAAAUAUAUUCUACUAUAAGGCCAUAGUCAAACCAUGGCUGUGAUCUAUGUUUUUAUGUUAUCUGUGUCCAAAUCAGCAGUUCUGGUCGAGGAUAAAGUGGACAUUUUUAUGACUGAAACCCUGACAUCAAAUCAAGUUUAAAGUAUACCAGCUGUGUCAUCCUCAGUUAUUUGACUUUAUGUAAUGCACCUUUACUUACAAAUAAGCUUUACUGACUUGUUGCUUAUGUUUUUCUGAGAUGUAGUGGAUGUUUAUUGCCAAACUAUUUGCUGAAUGCAUGUUUGAUAAUUAAAUAUACGUCGACAACAGAUUUUGGAAACAAAUAAAACAAUAUAUAAAUCGA